UGUCGUGUCAGUCGUGUGCCGUUCUUUGCGUCAAAAUGUCUUCCCGUCAAUCGUUUCUCUCGUAGUCGUAAAUAUAUGUUGUAUGUGUGAUGUUGUUUCGUUUAUGUGUACAAAAAGAACGAAUGUAAUUUGCCAAUUAAUUAUUGAAUUCGGGAUAUUACAACAAUAUUUGUUUCUGUUCAUCUGUCGGUUUAACUUUGGAGAAAAAAAUAAUCAAACUUAAAUCAGCUGUGCAUACUGAAAGGAAAUACCGAUUUUUUCAUCACUUUGAAACAUCGACAUCGAAAUAAAGACUGAGUAUGGUGUGAUUUUAACGAAUUAAAAAAGGAAAUGAUGAUUAAAUAAAAAAAAAGCGAAAAGGUCAAGCAAAUGUACGAAAAUAUAUUGAAAUAACUGAAACUCAAAUAAAUUUGUGCAAGAGUGAAAAUUCAGAAUUGAGUUCUUAUUCGGCGAAUGAGAUACCAAAAUUGAGUGCAUGUGUAAAUAGAAAAACAGAGGUACCAAGACAAUUGAAAUAUAUACAUAUAUCGACAUCGAUAAAACUGUAUCAAACAAUCGCAACUUGUGUACGUUUGAGUGGUGUGUCGGGGCCGAUGCCAAUGAAAAUCAAGCAAACAAAAAUACACGUAUAAUAAAUAUACAAAAAAAAAUCGCGAAUCAGCGAAUUUGACUGUUUAGUGGCAACGACAAGGAUUUUUCACUCAAAAUUUAUCAGCAAUUUUUCUUUUGCACUGUGAAAACUAAUUUGCGCAAACUAUCAUCAACGACGGUAAUAUUUUCAGGAAGAAAAUAUCCUUAAGUUUUUGUACAAGGCGAUAGUAUAGAAAAUAAAUCAAAAAGUUUUCAUUCGAACCGGAGAAGAAAAAACAAAUAAAACAAGAGACGAUGGCAGGUGCAUAUGAUCAUUUGUUCAAGCUGCUCAUAAUCGGAGACAGCGGAGUUGGCAAGUCAUCUUUACUGCUUCGCUUUGCGGAUAACACAUUUUCAAAUAGUUAUAUAACGACAAUAGGUGUCGAUUUUAAAAUACGAACCGUUGAUAUUGAAGGGAAACGUGUCAAACUGCAGAUAUGGGACACAGCGGGCCAGGAGCGUUUUAGAACUAUCACUAGCACGUACUACAGAGGCACACAUGGUGUUAUUAUAGUAUAUGACGUCACAAACGGUGAAUCAUUUGCCAACGUGAAGCGCUGGCUUCAAGAAAUUGAACAUAACUGUGAUGUCGUCAAUAAAGUUUUAGUUGGUAAUAAAAACGAUGAUCCAAACCAGAAAGUGGUCAUCACUGAGGAUGCACAGCGCUUUGCCAAACAAAUGGACAUUCAAUUGUUCGAAACAUCAGCCAAAGACAACCUGAAUGUAGAAGAAAUGUUUCUUGCAAUUACAAAAAAAGUAUUGUACCACAAACUGCAAUCCGUUCAAAAUAAGCAAGAAAAUGACGAACCAAUCAAAGUAGGCAAGAAAGGAUUGUACAAAAAGAAGAGCAAAUGUUGCUAACAACCUUACACAAUACAGUACAGCACACACACAAACACUCAUACAGUCAUGGUGUAUAUUACUACGCACUAAGAGAAAUAGAUAAAGAGAAUAAAAAGAAGAGAAAAUGCAAACGACACAUCUACAUUAAAAUCCCAUAACACACAGGAACACUUUCCAUAACAUUCAGUAUAUACAUAUUUUUUGGCAUUUAGAACAACGAGUGCAAUAGCAACAAAUUUAGACAAAAAAAAAACAGUGAAAUAGAGGGAAAGAAACAGAAGAAUAUUUUUUGAACAGAAUCCAAUCAACAUAUUUUGAUCCGUUAAGAGAAUGGACAUAUCGAGAUUUGUAAUUUUGUGUAGAAUUGUAACAAUUGAACAAAUUUAACGAAUACACCGUUGGAUUAGAAAUGAGAGAAGAGAGAAAAAAACCACCGGCAUUGACAAAAACAUUGCUUCAAUGGUUCAAUAUAGGCAGUAAACAAGUAUUUAUUCAAUUAGCGUGAGUUGUGAGUUUUUGAAUGAAUUGUUUUUUUUAUAAAGUACAUUUUUGAUCAAAAAGAUUUUCAAUAUAAAAGUCUGAAUCAUGGCAGUUAUACACAUAAUUCAAGUAACAUACAUUUCGUAUGCAUUUUUUUACGUUCAACUGUCAUAAUUCACACUAUACGCAAUCUUCUCUGAAAUGGCCAAAAUGCAUGUACAUUGUACAAUUCCUUCCGAGGGGCAGUUCAAUGCACUUUAACAUUGAGAGACGAAUUCUAAAAUAAAGUACAAAAAUUGUAUAAACGCAAUAAAUUGCCUACUCAAACAUACAAAGAGCAAAACCAUCGCAAUAAACUCCGACUCCGAUCGUUACUAUUAAUAUUAUUAUAACAAACAACCAUAAAGACGGUGGGCCAAUCACCUUCAGUCAAUAAUAUACCCAAUUGAUUCUAUUUUGGCUGCAUUUAUUCCCAUUUAAAAUAACCUAAUACAACUUGUAUGCUGACAUUUCGUAAACUAUAACUAGUUCGCAUUAUAAAUAAAUUUAUCACAUUUUAAAGGUUUCUUUCGUAUUCAUUUUGGUUUUUAAACAUUAAAAUUGUAAAUUAUAAAAUUUUCCGAGCAAAAAAAUUGUCGUGAAUACUAUAAAAUUGUAUGUGUAUGUGUAUACUGUAUUCAACUCACUCUAUCUGCCAUAUAUUUGAUAAACGUAUUCUGCACACUGAAUUUUUCAUUCAGUAAAUAUCACUUACGAAACAGGUGGACAAAAUAUAUCAAUAAUUAAAUUGGAUAUGCUUUCCCAGAGAAAAAUUAAAUUUAUAUCAUUACUUCCAAUACAAAACCUACUUCCAAAUUAAUCACUCUUGCAAUUUAUUUAAUACAAAAUCACGAAUUUUGAUAUAUCGAAAAUUAAAUUAUUUUGCGUUUAGAUAUGUUAUGUUGUUUGCCACAAAAUCCUAAUUUAUUUAUUUCGUUUGUGCAUUCUUUUUUUGUUCUCGUAAAAAGUAAUCAUAAUAGCGGAACUACUCUAUGACGUUUUACUCCGACUUAUCAUUUUUAGG
This is a messenger RNA of Contarinia nasturtii (swede midge), 3016 nucleotides long. It is a transcript of the gene Rab35, whose product is annotated as ras-related protein Rab-35. Gene Ontology annotation, biological process: endocytic recycling. NCBI's taxonomy places the organism in Eukaryota, Metazoa, Arthropoda, Insecta, Diptera, Cecidomyiidae. The record is from RefSeq and is a predicted model, not a curated record. The transcript has 5 exons. The coding region runs from base 886 to 1491 and encodes 201 amino acids. Gene Ontology annotation, cellular component: endosome membrane; plasma membrane. Gene Ontology annotation, molecular function: GTPase activity; GTP binding.